UUAUCUGCCCCGGUGCUCACGCCUUACCCCGUUACUCCCACGCACUGUACGCGUCUUCCUGUUACACCGAGGAGGCCGAAGUCUGAUUACAUCGGCGGGCAGAUUUCUGAAGAUGCUGUCCAGGCUGCGGGUGUUGGCGUGUCGUGGCGCGGUGUGCCGUGGUGCGGCGCUCUGCCGCUCCGUUCAUACGAAAGAAAAGGGCAAAGCGCUUCUCCUCAACCCGAGAACCAACAAGGGAAUGGCGUUUACCCUACAAGAGCGGCAAAUACUCGGCCUUCAGGGCCUCUUACCCCCCAAGAUAGAGACUCAGGACAUCCAAGCUGCCCGGUUCCACAAGAACCUGAGGAAGAUGGAAGACCCUCUAGAAAAAUAUAUUUAUAUAAUGGGGAUUCAGGAGAGGAACGAGAAGCUUUUCUACAGAAUAUUACAGGAUGACAUCGAGAGGCUGAUGCCGAUCGUCUACACGCCAACCGUGGGGCUGGCGUGCUCGCAGUACGGGCACAUAUUCCGCAGGCCCAAAGGGCUGUACAUUUCUAUAUUAGAUAAAGGACACAUUCGAUCCAUAUUGGACCACUGGCCGGAGACCGAUGUAAAGGCGGUAGUAGUCACCGAUGGAGAGCGGAUUCUGGGCCUCGGAGAUCUCGGGGUUUACGGGAUGGGGAUACCGGUCGGGAAGCUCUGCCUGUACACGGCGUGCGCCGGGAUCCGGCCUCAGAAAUGCCUUCCCGUGGUUAUUGACGUCGGGACUGAUAAUCCGACCCUGCUUAAGGAUCCGUUCUACAUGGGGCUUUACCAGAAGAGAGACCGCACCGAGCUGUACGACGAGCUCAUCGAUGAGUUCAUGGACGCCGUUACUGACCGGUACGGCCAGAAUACUCUUAUUCAGUUUGAGGAUUUUGGAAACCACAAUGCCUUCCGCUUCCUGAGGAAAUACAGAGAGAAAUACUGCACGUUCAAUGACGAUAUCCAAGGCACCGCCUCGGUAGCCCUGGCCGGGCUUUUGGCAACGCAGCAAGUCCUCGGCAAACCCAUCACUGAGCAAAACUUCCUUUUCCUUGGAGCCGGAGAGGCUGCGCUUGGGAUUGCCAACCUCAUCGUCAUGGCCAUGAUGGAAAGAGGACUGACCGCGGAGAAUGCCCGGGAGAAAAUCUGGAUGUUCGACAAGUUCGGCUUAUUGGUUCAGGGCCGAGAGGAGAGUGCGGACGGCAAUCAGGAGUCUUUUGCCCACCCGGCCCCGAAGCAGAGCGUGAAAACCUUCUUGGAUGCGGUGAAUGUUUUAAAGCCGGCUGCAAUCAUUGGUGUAGCAGGCGCCGGGCGUCUCUUUACAGAGGACGUCAUCAAAGCCAUGGCUUCCAUUAACGAGAGGCCGAUCAUCUUUGCCCUGAGUAAUCCAACGUUAAAAGCCGAGUGCACGGCGGAGGAAGCGUACACUCUGACGGAGGGACGCUGUCUGUUUGCCAGCGGAAGUCCGUUUGAUACGGUGACUCUGCCUGACGGACGAUCUUAUAAACCCGGGCAGGGGAACAAUGCCUACAUAUUCCCAGGUGUUGCCCUGGCGGUAAUUCUGAGCGGCGUGCGCCAUAUCAGUGACCGGGUCUUCCUUGAAGCUGCCAAGGCCCUGGCAGAACAGUUAACGGCCGAGGAGAUGGCGCAGGGAAGGCUUUACCCGCCGCUGUCUAAUAUCCAGGAGGUCUCCAUAUGCAUCGCGGUGAAAGUGAUGGAAUUUGUGUACAGAAACGGAAUGGCUUUCCAGUACCCCGAACCCUUGGACAAGAACGCCUACGUUAGAUCCAAAGUGUGGAGCACAGAAUACGACUCUUUCUUACCCGAUGUGUAUGACUGGCCGGAGUUUUUCGGAUCCUUUCCUAGCGGCCGGAUUCCAGGCUCAAUGUAACAUUUACUGAUGGGACAACGGGACGAAGUUUAUCGACCCCGUCCGCCUCACCUGUAGUGAAUAUAUAAUCUAUUUCUAAUUCGACUGUUGCUUGUGCCAGAAAGUGCCUGUUUUAACCUAAAAGGAGCCAUACUACAAAGCGGCCAAUAAAACGUUUGGAAUGGAGAAA
Molecule: messenger RNA, 2063 nt
Organism: Spea bombifrons (plains spadefoot toad)
Lineage: Eukaryota; Metazoa; Chordata; Amphibia; Anura; Pelobatidae
Gene: ME2
Product: malic enzyme 2
Exons: 17
Coding region: 113-1894 (593 amino acids)
Biological process (GO): malate metabolic process; pyruvate metabolic process
Cellular component (GO): mitochondrion
Molecular function (GO): malate dehydrogenase (decarboxylating) (NAD+) activity; malate dehydrogenase (decarboxylating) (NADP+) activity; NAD binding
Source: RefSeq, a predicted model, not a curated record